Messenger RNA from Metopolophium dirhodum (rose-grain aphid), 675 nucleotides. RefSeq lists its product as uncharacterized. The transcript has a single exon. The record is from RefSeq and is a predicted model, not a curated record. Lineage: Eukaryota; Metazoa; Arthropoda; Insecta; Hemiptera; Aphididae. The coding region runs from base 34 to 675 and encodes 213 amino acids.
UUCAACUACAAGAAGUCAUUCAGCAUUAUACUCAUGGCAUUUGUUAACUCAGAAUAUUGUUUUACAUUUGUUGAUGUUGGUGCUCAAGGAAGAAUGAACGAUGCGGGUGUGUAUGCUACCACGAGUGUUUAUCGCAAAAUAAUUCGUAAUGAACUUCUCCUUCCACCACCUGAGCCCUUAUUAGGACGACUGAAGAAGGUUCCAUAUGUUUUUAUAGGCGACGAUGCAUUUCCCAUGAGUAAUACUCUUCUAAAACCUUACGGAGGAAAUCAUCAAAAAGGUAGUUUAGAACGAAUUUUCAAUUAUCGUUUGUGUCGUGCACGUAGAGUUGUGGAAAACGUUUUUGGUAUUUAUGCAUCAGUUUUUCGAGUGUUCAGAUCACCUAUGUUACUACAACCAGAUAAAGCUGCUUUAAUAUGCAUGACAUGCUGUUUACUUCAUAAUUUUCUACGGAGAAGCGCAACAUCAAGAAAAAUCUAUGCCCCAACUGGUACUUUUGAUUAUGAAGAGGAUGGAGAAUUGAUUCACGGAACAUGGCGCAACGAUAUACAAGGGAUGACAUCUUUCAAUCCACUGGUAAAAAAACCUAGGAAACCCUCCGAGGAAGCAAAGGACAUUCGGCGAGAGUUUACAGAAUACUGUAUGACAAGUGGAGCAGUAGAAUGGCAGAAUUAA